This is a messenger RNA of Talpa occidentalis (Iberian mole), 5619 nucleotides long. It is a transcript of the gene GABPB2, whose product is annotated as GA binding protein transcription factor subunit beta 2. The transcript has 9 exons. Gene Ontology annotation, molecular function: transcription cis-regulatory region binding; protein binding. The record is from RefSeq and is a predicted model, not a curated record. Gene Ontology annotation, cellular component: nucleus. Gene Ontology annotation, biological process: positive regulation of transcription by RNA polymerase II. The coding region runs from base 263 to 1606 and encodes 447 amino acids. Lineage: Eukaryota; Metazoa; Chordata; Mammalia; Eulipotyphla; Talpidae.
CCCGUCUUGGAUUCCUCCGCCGGCGCGGGCCUUCGCGGCGAGCGCACUUCCGGGUCCGCCAUUUUGUUGCCUCCAUUUCUCCGCGAGGGGGGGUUCCAGGCCCCCCAAAUGUGCAUACACGAAAAGGCCAAAAGGAACCGCCACUGACAGGGGCUCCUGAGUAGCGGAGGGGCCGGGGCCAAGCUGGCGGGCGCGGCGAGCGCGCAGGCGGCGGCGCCCCGCGCGAGGAGCUUCCCGAAAACUUUUGUUCCUAUGCAUAAAGAUGUCUUUGGUGGACUUGGGGAAGAGGUUGCUAGAAGCAGCAAGAAAAGGCCAAGAUGAUGAAGUGAGAACAUUGAUGGCAAAUGGUGCCCCUUUCACCACGGACUGGCUUGGAACCUCACCCCUCCACCUUGCAGCCCAGUACGGCCAUUAUUCCACAGCAGAAGUACUCCUCCGGGCAGGCGUUAGCAGGGACGCGCGGACCAAAGUGGACAGGACGCCCUUGCACAUGGCCGCGGCUGAUGGACAUGCUCGCAUCGUGGACCUGCUCGUUAGGAACGGCGCAGAUGUGAAUGCCAAGGACAUGCUGAAGAUGACAGCGCUGCACUGGGCCACAGAGCACCACCACCGGGACGUCGUGGAGCUGCUUAUUAAAUACGGCGCUGAUGUCCAUGCCUUCAGCAAGUUUGAUAAAUCUGCCUUCGACAUCGCCCUGGAGAAGAACAACGCUGAGAUCCUGGUCAUCCUUCAGGAAGCAAUGCACAACCAGGUGAACGCUCACCCCGAGAGAGCCGCGCCGGUGACCGUGGCCACCCCUUUCCUCUUCACGUCAGGAGAGGUCGUCAGCCUCGCCAGCCUUGUUUCUUCAGCCAACACCAAAACAGCCUCAGGUGGCCCCCAUGCCUCCUCAGCAGCACACUUCUCAAAUUGUACCACCUCAGUGCUGGCCCCCCUCGCAGCUCUUGCUGGGGCAUCAGCCCCCCUCGCCAACUCACACAGAGCCACAGCUAAUACAGAAGAGAUUGUGGAGGGAAAUUCUGUUGAGUCAUCAAUCCAGCAAGUAGUAGGGAGUGGAGGCCAAAGGGUCAUCACCAUAGUCACUGAUGGAGUCCCUCUAAGCGGUAUCCAAACUGCAAUUCCUGCUGGAGGCCUUGGCCAGCCCUUUAUUGUCACUAUGCAAGAUGGACAGCAAGUUCUAACGGUACCCGCCGGUCAGGUCGCAGAGGAGACUGUCAUUGAAGAAGAGGAAGUAGAAACAGAGAAGUUACCACUGACUAAGAAGCCAAGGGUAGAAGAGAUGACUGACAGCGUGGAGGAAAACAAGGAAGACACAGAGAGAGAGUUACUGCAGCAACAGCUCCAGGAGGCCAAUCGAAGAGCCCAGGAGUACCGACACCAGCUGCUGAAGAAAGAGCAGGAGGCAGAGCAGUACCGCCUCAGGCUGGAGGCCAUGGCCCGGCAGCAGCCCAAUGGAGUUGACUUCGCUGUAGUUGAAGAGGUGGCUGAGGUAGAUGCUGUAGUGGUCACAGAGGGGGAGAUGGAAGAGAGAGACACGGAAGUGACUGGGGCAGAAGGGACCACAGAGCCUCAUGCUGGCGUUUCCAUGGAAACAGUUUCAUCUUAACGUGCCAGGUCCGCAACUUGUAUUGCGUCCAUCUUUUCCUUCCUUGUGAAAGAAAACACAGAGGACAAACAUUAUAUAAAAAUUAAGAAUGUCCUUAAGAAGAAAACUAAGCGGGGUACAGUGUUGGGGCUUAGGAAGGCUCUCUGCACAACUGGAAAAUUGAAAGCCAAAUUUAGGGAACACUUCCGCAAGGCCGAGAGAAGAUGGACGGAACUUCUCAGGUCACGUCUUUGCUGGAGCAUGAAGCUGAGGGAAGGCUGGACGUCAUAGUUGCUUAUUUUUUCAAUAACUGACUUUCUAACAAAAGAUUUUAAGAUGAUAUUCCUAAUAUGGAUACACCCAGAGCCUUUAAUAAUUUGUCUCAGAUUUUUGAGGUGUACCUGCUAGAGGAGAAAGCUGAUUAGGGUGGGAGGCUGCAGCAUGAGAAGCAAGCUCUGGGGAAGAGAAAGGAAGAGCUUCUGCUUCCCCGGCAGCAGGCAUUCCCCACCAUCCUGAGUCAGUUUCCCUGAAAAGGAAUGUGAUUGCUUGAUGACAUUUGCAUUCAUUGUGUGGCCUUAGUUCAGAUGUCAAAUUAAGAAACUGAAAUAGAAUUUUUAAAAACUGGAAGGGGAGGAAAACUUGUUUAUGCGGGAGAAGUGUAUGUAAGUCCAGAAUCCUCCAGGCUGUGCUUCCCCAUGCUGGAAAGUGGCCAGGAAGAGGCUUGUGGGGUUAUGAAGCAAUCUGGUCUCAAGAUACAAACUUUGCUCUGGCUGCAUUUUGUAAACUCACAAUCAGGCCGGUAGUCUGUUGUUAGAACAACUUGCUCCCAAACACUUAUUUAUGUAAUAUCAAGCUUUAAAAUCAACUCUUAAUUUCAUAAGAUUUUGCUGUUUCCUAAGUGCCUUUCGUGGAACUUACAUGGUAUCCUCUGACAUGCAAAAAAGGUAGAAGGCGUAAAUGCUGAGGGUUGUGUAGUUUUUGUCUCCACUAGACUUGGGGAGAGUCAGUGGCUCUGCAGGCGGCAGGGUCACGGCUCCUUAUAGGUGCUCGGUGUGUGCGCAAAGGGAGCAAGCUGGCAAGCGGAGGGAGCUUGUGGGCAGAUACUUAGGCUGCAUUGCCCCCGAUUGCCCCCUGCCUCUGUGCCCGCUCCCUUUGCCCAGACACUUGCAGCGUGUGUCAUUGCUGGGUUUUCUUUGUGUGUCAACUUGGAGUUUUCUCCGAAAGAGAGUAUGGAUGGAAAGAGAGCGGUCGUGGAGAAAUUACAUCAUAGAGGUUAUCGUCUUUGAAAUUGAGCCCUCAUCAUUCUAGACUUGCUUGCUUGCUUUGUUGUAGAUUAGAAGUCGAAACCAGAGGGAAAGGUGCCAAGUAAACAUUUGAAUGACUGUUUAGAAUACAGUUUUCUUAAUUAGCGAUCGUGGAGAAAACAUACAUUUUUAAUUUGGCAUAAAACUUGACAGUUGACAUGGUUCUAUUUACCUUGAUUAGUGGAGUAAUUUGCUGCAGCUUUCCAGAGGUGCAGAAUCAUUUGGGGGCAUAAAAUAGACUGAAAAAUUAACUCCCCAAACCAAAUUCAACAAAUAGGAUUGACUAGUAAAAGCUUAUAGGCAAAAAAAGAAAAAAACAUUUUGAAGUUAAUCUUGGCUACUGGCCACCUUAACUAGGGUUUCUCAAGGACUUGAGCACUGGGCCCUCAAGAGGACCAGAGACCGGUUUGGGGUGACGGAAAAUGUGGUGGGACAUUGUAGGGGCAGGUUUUCUGACCCAGCAGACCGGGUCGAGGAGGAGUCAGAGGCCUCAGUGGCUUUUGCGGGUCCUUUAUUUAGAUUUACCAGGCACACGGCGGGCAGGGGCGCCGGGGGGGCACCGGGAGGCUGGCAGUCCUCCAGCCCCCAGCACAUCCUCACUCCGUCCGGGCUCUCGGGCGUGCUCUCUGCUUCUCUUCUUCUUCUCUCGGCUUCCGUUCGUUCUUGGCUUCUGCUGGCGUCCCCGCGCCGCCGCCCUUAAAAACUCAGUCUCUCAGCCCAGGUGCACCCACGGCAGGUGCCGCCAUCAGGCCUGCAUUCGGGACCUCAGGGUUCCCUCAUCUGUCCUGAUGGCGGGAGGCAGAAAAGCCUGAUACUUUUUCCUUACCCUACAGAGAUCCCAGGUCAGGGCGCAGAUAAAAUGCGGUCUCUGCUGUCGGCUCUUCCUGGUUGCCAUGUUCUCUUUCUCCGAGCGCCCCUUUGAGCCGGGCGCUAACAAUACGCUGCUAUUGUGUCAGAGCUUUGCUGCUUGACUGGAGGGACCAAGCCUCGGUGUAGAUGUACCUGCUUCUGUUCUUGGUGUGUAUAUUGACUUUAAUUCUUUUUUCCCUCCUUCCUAUUAAGGGAGUGGAGGCUGAUGGUGCAGGAGCGUCCAGGCCCAGCUGCCUCACUCUCUGAGGUGGUGUGAUCCGGGCGGGAAGUUCCACCCACCGCUCCCUCCAGAGCACGGGCGUCCCUGCCACCUCAGGCUCUGACUUCCUGUGGAGGCUGUCGUCCCACCCGGAAAAUCUCUGUUAUAGCCCAAGUCACCUUUGAUAACGGAGGGUCUCUGAGGUAGGGAGAAGAGCGAGAUGGGAAGAUGUCGGAAAGGAGCGAGGUAGCCAAAAAAAGUAUUUGUUUUUAUUUACUUGGAAUAGACCUUUUAGCAUCCCGGAGAAUCAGAGAAUGCGUCCCAGGACUUGAUCUCCAGAGGAGGUGCCAUGGCAGAGAACGGUAGAUCAGGGUCCCCUGACCCCGUGGUUGCGCAUUGAACAUGAAAUGUAUGACGGGAAUACGGUUUAUGAUUUCGCAUCUUUCUGGAUCAGCCAUGGAAGUUGGGAAAUGUGGCUCCACCUCCUGGGUUAGGGGAUUCCAACUGGCGUAUUGGCAGGGUUGGACUAGAGAAUCAAGUAAACAAAUGGCGAGCGUUGGUGUCUGAGCAGGAGAACGGUGGAGCGGGGCUGGCUGCCCUCCCUGAAGUAAAGCUGCUUUGACAAUGUCAGUAUUAGUGCAGCAAUUUCUAGACUCUAUCUGCAUUUUGGUCCUAAGCCUUCCCCCGAAAGAGAAGUACAUCUUCAUAUUUCUGUUCUUGUUCCUGGCUUCAGGGAAAUUAAAAAUGUGUGAACGUACAUUCCCUUGCUGUCACUACCUCUUGCUCCUGGUGCCAGCCAGCACCGAGGUCUCUUCAUUGAAAUGUGGGAGAACUUGGCUUCAGGUGUCUAUGUUUUGAACUCAGUGCCUUCAAAGAUGUUCUUUUUCUCUGUCAGACUGUGUUUGGUCUUGUUGGCUGGCCUUCCCCUCUCUCCAGCUUUAUCAUUGCAGAGUUAAAAUGUGUCUCCUCAGUGGUGUUAGAAAUAUUUGGCAUUCGAAUUACUUUUUCUUUGUAUUGACGUAAAAGAAAUGUUUACCAGAGGCCCCUCCAGUUGAAGCCAGGUGUGUGGCCAGCGCACCUGAGGCCCCUUGCGGGGCUGCGCGCACGUGUUCACAAGCCACACGAUUCCCCUCGUUUCUCUGCGAGGCUCAGCGAUAAAGUUCCUGGUGUAACCCGUGAGUACUUUCAUGUCAGCAGCCGCGUUCCAGGCUCCCUGGAAGGGGAAGACAGAACAUCCCUUUGGCCCUCUGGCGGAGGUGUGCUGUGGCGGGGUGAUGGGAAACCCGCGGGAGGCUGUCCCGGGCCUGGUUCAGAGAGGCCUGUCUGCGGCGUCUGGGUCUGGCGGGUGACUGCAGGUGAGCCUAGAGGUUGGAGCGGAGCAGCGUCUCGGGGGAGCUGGACCUGCCCCUCCUCCGCAAGCCUCCCCUCCUGGGGCUGCUGUUUGACUGGCCCUUGUGAAAUCUCGCCCACCUCCGAACACGGGGCAGAAGGCCCUGGCCAAGCACCCACACGCUGCCCCUCUCCCCUCCCAGCCCGCGAGCGCAUCCUCUGCGGCCGGAGCUCUGUGACAAGUGCCGCUCUCCUGGUCUCCGGCCCCAGAAGGCUGGUGUGGAGCGGGCGUCAGUGCCCCGCGGAGAAGCAGUGGCCAGGACGGACUGCGU